AUGCUAAUCUUCAUAAUUCAUUAUCAUCGCCACUUGGCAUUGCAUUUAAUGGGCGCCUUCCAAAAACAUUCAAAUAGUAUCAGCCCCCCCCCAAGGAAAGGCUUUAUUUGA
This is a messenger RNA of Saccharomyces cerevisiae S288C, 111 nucleotides long. RefSeq lists its product as uncharacterized. The record is from RefSeq and is marked reviewed. Bases 1 to 111 code for a protein of 36 amino acids. The transcript has a single exon. NCBI's taxonomy places the organism in Eukaryota, Fungi, Ascomycota, Saccharomycetes, Saccharomycetales, Saccharomycetaceae.